Molecule: messenger RNA, 1843 nt
Organism: Dimorphilus gyrociliatus
Lineage: Eukaryota; Metazoa; Annelida; Polychaeta; Dinophilidae
Source: the annotation of a GenBank genome assembly
AAUGAACAUCAAAGGGAUGCUAUUGUUUAUAUAUAUCUUAUGUACUUCUAUUCUUCCAACGUAUCAACAGAAAUUAGUAGAUUAUUUGCCUCAAACAAUUUCUCAGGCGGUUAGUCGUUGUUCCGAGGAGAGCAACGUUAUUGGAAUACCAACUUUUAGCGCAGUUCUAUCUUCCAAGUUUUCUCAAAGAUUAGAACAGUUCAGAAAGCAAAAGUUCACUCUCAAACCUAUCUUUCUUUUAAAUUAUACUGGAAUGCCUUCAACUGAACAACGUACAGAGAGUGGCAUGCCAAUCAAUUUAACAAAGACACGCAGUAGCGACCCAAAGUGUGUUUCGUUUAAUAAAAAUGGAAAAUUUAAAGAAGAAGAUUGUCUUCAGACUCAAUAUUUUUUAUGUGAAGAAUUCGCUAAUGCUACCAGUAACAAACAAUGUUCAAAUCUGUACAUUGAACCGAAUGCUCAGCAAAGAAAUUGGAUAGACGCUAGGGAGGAAUGUAGAAAAAGAAAUAGGUCAUUGAUUGAGAUUAUCUCUGUCGAGAUGGAGCAAAUCGUUGAGAAUUAUUUGAAAUCUAGAAAUAUUUAUUCAAUAUGGACGGGUGUAUCUAAUAUAAUUUGGCAAGAAGUCAUUGAUGAUAAGGAUUUAAAAAACAAAUUAUGUGUGGUAUAUUCAGAACAAAAACAGAUUUUUGAAUUAUUUAAAUGUACGACAUCAUUCCUACAUUUGACUUUGAAACCAAUUGAAUUGGUUUGCCAAGAAAGCAAUUUUUCAGUAGAAGAUGUGAAAGAACCGAAUUAUAAUAGUCGAUUAAAGCUAUGUGAACGUACAAUUGAAAAAGAAACUAGUAGUACUGAAGAAUCAACAAUAAAAUUAGUGAUAACAACAACAUCAAAUGAGAAAAAGACAUCUUCAAGUGCAACUUUAAUAAUUGCAAUUUUAACUUCCAUCUUAGUUAUAGUUGUAAUUGUAUUUAUUGCUUUAUUUAUAGUUCUAUUUAGACGAUUUAGGAAAAAAAAUUACGAAAAUAAUAUCUACGUAAAUGAUAUUAACCGUCAAGAUAUAAAUGGAAACUCAAAAAGAAUUUUUGGAGAAUUUGAUCAGGAUAGAAAAUAUGCAAAUAUUAAUUUAGAUAGUCCUUCAAAAGUUAAUGACCCAAGCAAAAAGGAAAGUGUUAGUGAAACAUCAGAUACUGAAGGAAAGAAGAACUAUGGAGAGAAAGAGGAUAAGGAUAAAGAUGGAAAAAGAAUGGUAGAAACGCCUAAAUCUGAAAUUGUAAAUGAGAAUGGAAGAGAAAAGAAAAAACGGAAAAAAAUAGUAAAACCGACAAAAACUGAAAGUAAAACUACUGGAGGUUACGAAGAAGUUAGUUUGCAUAAUGAAAAGAAAACGCCUGCAAAGAAUUCAGGAUAUGAAGAAGUAAAUGAGAAACAAUAUUCUAAAGAAACUGACAAAAAUAAACUUAAAUUGGAUAGAGACGAUAUGACAAACCGAUUAAUACCAUCAGCUCCAAUUGAUGAUUCUAUAGAAAUGACGAAAAAACAAGCAACUUCUUCAGAAUACGAAGAAGUAGGUUUAGAAAAUCCUUCGCCUGAAACCAAAGAAAAAAAAGGAAUAAUCAAAGACAGAGGUGGUUACGAAGAAAUAGGGAAUAAAUCAGUUUCUCCGAAGAAGAAUGGUAUUAAAAAGGUUGCUAGAAAUAAAAAGCGUAAAGAGGCUGAAGAUAAAAGCAAUGAUAAUACUAAAAAAUUGAAUAUAACAAAGAAUAAGCUUAAUAAAGAGAGUUUAUAUAAUAAUAGCGACGUUAUAAGAAGGAAAAAUAAGAAGAAGCCUGAAUCCCCUGACUAA